GACGUCAUCCCGCACCGCUGUUGCUGUGCUGGUGGUUAGGGGCAGCGGAAAAGGAAGUCGUAGUGUUUUGUUUCGUUUUUAAAUUAUUAUUAUUUACUUAUGUAUACUUAAAGUUUAUCGUCGACAAUACAUAACUACCGAAACGUCAGAAGUAAACGUUUAUUAUUAUUAUAAUUUUUUUAAGCCGGCGGAAAUCAUUUUAAAACAGACGGGAAUUAAGUAUAAGCUAUGUAGCUAGCUGACUUAGCAGCUAACGCUUUAGCUAACGAAUAAAUAACGGACAUUUUAUAAACAACGCUGACCCAGUUCAGUCAGGUGAGAGUGUAGAGGUGUAGAGAGUAUAUUAAAUAUAUAUAUCUAGAGAGAGAUAAAGAGAGAGAGUGUGUGUGUGUGUGUGUGUAAAUAUUAACCCUCCUGCCCCAAGUGGGCACGAGAUCAACCUGGAGAAAACGCUGGACCUGGUGGGCCUGAAGCCGGGCUCGGGGCCGCUGCUCACCCCGCAGAAGAAGAUGAAGAAGCGCAAGGAGCUGAACGCGCUGAUUGGACUCGGGGAAGGGAAGCGCAAGAAGCCGAAGAAGAGCUCCGGACACCGGCUACUGCUGCGGGGAGAUGCGGGGGACACGGACACCGAGAGCGGCUCCAGCUCCGGGGAAGAGGACGAUGAGGAGGAGUUCCGCAGCCUGAGCCUCAGUCCAGGGGCUUUCCGCAAGGGUUCGGCUCAGUGCUGCUCCGUGUGCUACCCGCUGUGCGUGUUCAUCGUCCUGGCCGCGUGUCUCAUGGCGUGUGCCGGACUCAUAUGGAUGCAGAUUGCACUUAAAGAAGAUUUGGACUCACUCAAGGAGAAACUGCGCACCAUGGAGUCGAGUCAGAAGGCUUCUUCGCACGAAAUACCAAAGCUGAGCGAGGAUCUGAAGGCCAAUCAAAGGACGCUGGAGGACAUCGAGAGCGGAGACAAGGGCUUAAAUAAGUUAUGGGCCAAUCUUACAGAUAUUAACAGAAAGAUAAGCACGCUGGACUCUGCUGUUAACCAUCUGAAGGCGAACAUUAAAUCAGCAUCAGAUUUAAUUACUCUCCCAACAACCGUAGAGGAGCUCCAGAAGAGUGUUGCCACAAUAGGAAGCACACUUACUAGUGUUCAACAUGAUGUAAAGAUGAUGCAGAUUUUUAUUGAGGACCAGAAGAAAGGAGAAAACAAACAGAACAGUGAAACGAGCUCUUCGGUGCUGGUGGCUCAGGAUGACGGCAGCAGGAACGAGAACGAAGGAACUGCAAAUGACGGCAGCUCCACGACGUCCUCGAGUCCCUUCAACUCUCGCCAUCGCCGCUUCCUCAGUAAGAACCUCUCCAAGAGAGAGACAGGAGCGACGCUGCAGACCCUCACGUUUCCUGGAGUCGACUCUGCUGAAGAUUUAGAGAAGCUCGUGCGCGCUCAGCUGGAGGACACGUCUGAAGGCGUGACGUACGAGGAGUUGAUGAAGAUCUUCGGCACGUCCGCUCCGGAUUCCCGUCUCCUCGAGCCGUACGACGUGGAUCAGGACCACAGGUACACGCUGGAGGAGCUCCGGGCCGCCGCUUCACUCUGAGGAACCGUGCAGUCGGUCGCGUGAAGAACAUUUAAGACUGCACCGUCAACGAGCGGCAGGAGGAUGACACGUGGCCCUCGGCGUGAACUAUCCUAGCUGUGGCUGACACAACUGCUGCUCCAUUCCUUUUUUUUUUUCUUUUUCUUUUUCUUUUCUCUUUCGAUUCAUUCCUUUACACCGGUAUUGGAGAGAUUUGAACCAUCAUCAUGCAGAGAAACGACUUGUAUGAAGAUAUGAAGGUUUUUAUUAAUAAUCACGAAUGCGUAAAGCUAAUCAGAACACGUAUAUUAGAGAUUCGGGUUGAUUACUUCGAUACCAAGCCUCAAAAUUCAAAGACGAGCCUAGAUUUACGUUGUUUUAACAUGUUUGUCCCCCCCCCCCCAGCCCCCGUAUAGGAUCAAAACACAUUCCUUUUCACAUUUAGGUGGAAUCUGGGAGGCUGUGAGGAAAUGCAUUGGAAAUCAUUUAACACUCUAUUUAAUUGUGUAUUUAGCAAAAUGUAGCAAUAAUAUAUUACUCUUAAGGCUUAUUGGGUAUAUGAUGUGUUACUGUGUGUACAGUAUUCUGCAGUAAUGUAUUAAGGACCAGUUUCUACAGAAAAAAAGAGUGAUACUUUCAGCCGAAACGAUCAGGCGUAGUAGCGAGAGCUACUGAUGCUGUUUUAAGGUGAAUGUUCACUUCAACAGGUAGUGAAUGAAACACUGAUUAGGCAUGUAUGUAUUUCUAUAUGUAUUUUUAAUGCUAACAUCACACACACACACACAUUCAUUCCAGUCAGCUUCUACCAGGGUGUGCAAACUUAAAACAACCCGGGAGAUGAUAUAAACUCGCGACCAAAGUUGCCAUGUCAUGAGAAAAAAAAACGAUAAAAGAAAAGAGUUCCUGCUUUCGGUAUGUAAACAGAGCAUUUAGUUCCCAUCUAUGAAGUGUUAAUGGUAUUAAUUCUUUUCUUUUUUUUUUGGGGUGUGUGCGAAGAAUUAAAAGAAGAAAACAAUACCUUGUGAGAUUGCCUUUUAAGGAAGGUCAGGGGGUGGGGCUAUGUUCCAGCCCAGAAUCGCAAGCGUGAAUUACAGCAGAGUUCAAAUCUGUUGCAUGGUAAUAUUGCAAAUCAGACUUUUUUUUUUCUUUUUCUUUUUUUUUUUUACAGCAUCUUUAAAAAUUGCGAACGCAACACACAGAAACAUUUUUCAAAAUUACACACCGCACCUUUAAUUUGUCAGGAGUCACUGACUCUAAUGAAGGAGUAGGAUUAGUGAGUGAUGAAAUAGUGCUGUUCUGGCAACAGGAAGUGCUCACAAUUCACCUUAGUUGUGAUGGUGGCAAUGAAGCAGGACUACUAUUAAUAAUAAUAAUAUUUUAACUUCCAUGUCUGGAAGUUAAGACACAAAAGUUUGUACACCCCUAUGUUUAGCAAUGUAAAUAUGCUGUAUGAAUUGUGGACUCACUUGAGUAUCAAUCUCAGAUACUUCCUGUGUGUAGGCUGAUGCUCAGACCGGACUUUUAUCUGCUUCCUGGUGUUAAUAAAUGAUUGUUGAUGUGAAAGAAUGGUUCAGGGAACCUGCUCGUGUAAAAUAUUCAGCGCUGUACAUUAGCAUAAUGAAUGCGUUUAUGCUCAGCAUGUUGCUUUUUUAAUGUAACAUGUAUAAAGGCCUAAUUUAUCCGAA
Ictalurus punctatus (channel catfish) is the source of this 3247-nucleotide messenger RNA. It is a transcript of the gene efcab14, whose product is annotated as EF-hand calcium binding domain 14. The record is from RefSeq and is a predicted model, not a curated record. Lineage: Eukaryota; Metazoa; Chordata; Actinopteri; Siluriformes; Ictaluridae. Bases 510 to 1583 code for a protein of 357 amino acids. The transcript is spliced from 8 exons.